This is a messenger RNA of Colossoma macropomum (tambaqui), 649 nucleotides long. RefSeq names its product membrane-spanning 4-domains subfamily A member 4A-like. The transcript has 7 exons. The coding region runs from base 77 to 649 and encodes 190 amino acids. Lineage: Eukaryota; Metazoa; Chordata; Actinopteri; Characiformes; Serrasalmidae. Gene Ontology annotation, cellular component: membrane. The record is from RefSeq and is a predicted model, not a curated record.
GUUUCUUCCAGAUGCAGAGCACUGAACUAAGAGCAGCAGACUUCAACUCCAGAUUUCAUACAGGUCUGUGUUCAGGAUGGCCUCCAGUUUUGUACCUGUUGCAAACACAAGAAAUGGCUUCACCAUUGUAACCCAAGUGGUUCCAGGAGGAACAGAGCAAUAUGGCCUCGGGACUGGAGUCUCCACUGGAGGCCCAGUUAAAAAACUUCUGAAAGGAGAGCCAAAGGCACUGGGGACUGUCCAGAUAAUGAUCGGGAUCAUGACGUUCUUGUUUGGUAUUAUUAAAACGGUCUUUUUUCCAGGUGUGGGUGCCUAUAGUGGUGUCACUUACUGGGGAUCGUGUCUUUAUAUCACCUCAGGUGCUUUGUCUAUUGCUGCAGACAAGAAAGCUAAACCCUCUUUAGUGAGAAGCUCCCUGGCGAUGAAUACAAUCAGCGCUGUGGCUGCAGCAGCAGCCAUCGUUCUGCUGUCGUUUGACAUUGCCAUAACUCAUCGAUAUUGUUACAGAUGUUUCUACAGAGACCACGAAGGCCAGUCACUUGGAAUCAAUGGCGUGCUGCUGGUGUUCUCUCUGCUCGAGCUCAUUGUCUCCAUCUGUACGUCUGCAUUCGCCUGCCAAGCCACCGAUGCACUGAAUGCCCAGUCAUGA